Molecule: messenger RNA, 876 nt
Organism: Anopheles nili
Lineage: Eukaryota; Metazoa; Arthropoda; Insecta; Diptera; Culicidae
Gene: Ms
Product: dromyosuppressin
Exons: 3
Coding region: 116-439 (107 amino acids)
Source: RefSeq, a predicted model, not a curated record
UACACAUUGAUCAGCGCACAGGAUCGCUCCGGUAGCCGUACGUGAAGUGAUCACUUUUUGUCACCAACAAAAACCGUUGUGAUUUGAAAGUAUUUUACACCCUGUGGAUUCCAAAAUGUUGAGCCAACAAAUUUCCUCCCUAAAAGCAGUUACGUGUAUGGUGCUGUUGCUGUCGAUAGUGUGCUCUCUGGUGGCAGGCUCCGCCAUGCCGCCACUUUGUGAGAAUAGACUAAUUGAGGAGUUGCCACCAAAGUUCCGGAAAGUGUGUGCAGCACUAGAAAAUUCUAACCAGUUUGCAGAAGCUCUAAACGCCUACAUACGAAAAGAGGCAGCUGGUAAUGCUUUUCUUUAUCUGGAUGACGACAUGCUGGUACCUGGGCAGAAUGGAAAGCGAACGGACGUUGACCACGUGUUUUUGAGGUUCGGUAAACGGCGCUAAACUGUUCGGCUUUGCUAUCGAUUUUAUCAAUCGACUGUCUUGAUGUACGACGCACAGCGAACGGAAUCAUUGAACACAAAUAUGGUGUAAAUUGUAUGAUUGUACGACACAUUCUUGAAGGAGAAUACUGCAAAUCGAUGGAAGUCUUAUUCAUAUAGCUAUCUGCGCGAGGAACGGCAUGGUUUUUAUGUUUAUCUUGAGUAGUUUGCACAAUUCGAACUGAGCUCCCCAUUCCCAGACAGUGGUGCGGUCAAUAUGUAAUAUAAAUAACAGUAUCAAGCAUCUAGUCAGAAUAUAGAAAUGCUACGAGAAGAAGGUGAUUGAAUGUAUUCAUAUUGUGAUUCAAAUCAUCAAACAUGUCACAAUAGGUUCCAUGAUUACAUUCAAAAAAGCACGUAUUGUAACGAAACAACUUUGUGAAAUAAAAUUGAAAUAUU